Molecule: messenger RNA, 654 nt
Organism: Fraxinus pennsylvanica
Lineage: Eukaryota; Viridiplantae; Streptophyta; Magnoliopsida; Lamiales; Oleaceae
Source: the annotation of a GenBank genome assembly
AUGGAUUCAUUCAACGUUCAUGGCAUCAGAGUCGGGAAGGCUAACGCGAUCUUUAGGCACAACAAGCUUCAAAAGAUCACCACUUUGUUUAGAAUCAUGGAGCUAUGUGUUUUCUUGAUCAUUCUCUCCAGAUUUUCCAUUCAACUACCUCUUGCUUUCAAACUUUCUGGUGAAUAUUUCAGGGGACUUGUUGUCACCUUAAUUAGUCCCCUGUUCGUGUUUGUAAUUGGAAACGCGAUAAUCGUCAUUCUGUUCCUAAAAUCGGGACAGUUAUCAGCCAAAGAUGGUGUCUAUGAUGAGUACACGGAAAACUGUCGAAAGAAAUACUACGAGUACCAAAAACAUACUACCAAAAUUGCCUGCCGUGUAUAUACUACGAGUUGUGAUCACGAGGAAAGGAAAAUACACAGAAGUCAAUCAGAGAAAAUGGAAAGGAUGCACACCGAGAAGCCUCACCGGGAACUAAGCCGGUCAAUGACAGAAAGAUGCCGGAAAAGUGUGAAUUAUGGUAAGAAGCCGGUGGCUACUUCCUGUGCCAAGGAUGCAAUGAGUGACGAAGAGUUUAGGCGAACUGUUGAGGAUUUCAUCGCUCAACGACAGAGGAUUCUGAGGGAAGAAGAAGAAUUUUCAGCUGAAGUUUCAUACGAAACAUGA